Tribolium madens (black flour beetle) is the source of this 274-nucleotide messenger RNA. RefSeq lists its product as uncharacterized. The record is from RefSeq and is a predicted model, not a curated record. Bases 16 to 165 code for a protein of 49 amino acids. NCBI's taxonomy places the organism in Eukaryota, Metazoa, Arthropoda, Insecta, Coleoptera, Tenebrionidae. The transcript is spliced from 2 exons.
AAAUCUUGUGUGUCAAUGAGAAUUCUUGAAUUUGUGUUAAAUUCCAAAUUCCAUCAAGUUGUAAGCUUGGAUAAAAACCUAAGAACCCGAAAAGGCAGUCGUAGAGGAAAUUCCGGAAACCGUCUAGAACUCCAAGUUCUUACCCUCAUACACCACGUUCCGUAGCUUAUUUGCGGCUUAAAAAAUCCCAAGUCACCAUCAUCAUGGUUCAAAGCGCCGUUUGCGAUUCCAUCUCCAGCAAAGUAGCUGAGGCCUCUUGGGGCCAAUCAUCCAA